This is a messenger RNA of Geodia barretti, 1039 nucleotides long. Lineage: Eukaryota; Metazoa; Porifera; Demospongiae; Tetractinellida; Geodiidae. The record is from the annotation of a GenBank genome assembly.
AGCGGCACCGCAUUUCCGUGUGAACUACUGAGGAUCGUAGAAAGAAAGAUGUCUCGCCUCCUAAUCUCAGCAGCGUUGUUGGUCGGACUGAGUUUCGCAGUCUCAUCGGCGGCGCCUCUUCAGACCUAUGCACAAGUAGCGGCCGAAGGUCCUCGCUGUACGUCUCCUACCAAUCCGGACAAGACAAUGAACUGCGCCGUGAUGCUCCAGAUGGCAGAUAUGCUGCUACAGACGUAUGCGGACGGAAUGAAAGAAUAUGAAGCCAGGCUCCAGGCUGCAGAAGAAGCAGAAAACCAAGAAAAAACAUUGGAAGAGGUGGAAGCAAAAUUACUGCAGAUUAAUAACCCUAAUAGCACCUGUGUCAAGUGCAAAGUCAUCAGCCAAAAUCCAUUCAAACAGAUAUGUGUGGAGUGGAGCAGUGGUUAAAAAAGCUUCCUUCCCAACUGUUGAAUCAGACUCCAGACUUUACUAACCACAUUAGCCCCCUCUCUCACAUAACACUUUGCUAGUAUGAGCCCUCAUCCAAUUUGCCAAUUAUUAUUAAUGGUGACCCUUUCAUUUCAUUUCUCCCUCUCUCAUGCACACUAUGCGCACGUGCAGUGAACUGUGGGACAUGACGCGAAAUUUUUGCGGAGCGUUCCGUGGAAACAAGGUUACACGAACAAAAACAGACUAGAUUACCGAUCAAAAGGUUCGUGCAACUAUACACCUUCGCCAACUUUAUAUAUAGACGAUGUCCAACCAAAUGAAGAAGAAGCUACCAGUACUAGAACGGAUAUAUAGCGAGCGCGAGCAGUCAAAUUUUUCUCCCCGUACUGACGCAUGUGCAGCAUAAUUGUAGCAAGGGGGCUCGCUUCGCUGGGCAAUGAUACGGUGACAGUGAUUUUCUGCCAGCGCUGCUUGCACUGCAUCCUGCAUGAAGCAGCACCAUAAUCGAAUGAGUUUAGAAAGUGUGAAUGCACGCACAUCUCUCUGUCUUGUCAAAAACGGGUAAUGGUGUGCUGUGCUUUGCCAUUGAAGUAGCUAUCAAUACAGGUCC